Messenger RNA from Racocetra persica, 315 nucleotides. Lineage: Eukaryota; Fungi; Glomeromycota; Glomeromycetes; Diversisporales; Gigasporaceae. The record is from the annotation of a GenBank genome assembly.
AUGUAUGUAAAUAAAGUUAACAAAGCUGCUGUUUGUAAACUUUGUAUAGAUAAAUUAGGAAGAGAUGUUGUAAUUAAAAAAUCUAUCUUUACUAAUACAAAAGCUUGUACUAAAAUACAUUUAAAGAAAUAUCUAAAUUUUUUUAAAAAAUAUACUCAAGAAGAAAGAGACGAAAUUCUUUAUGGAUCAGAUAAUGAAAAUCAAGAAGUAAAUACAACUUCAUCUUCAAAUUCAGUUGCAAGUUUAUUAACAAGUUUAAGUUUAACUUCUACAUCUUCUGAACAAACUAUUAAAACAACUACAACAUCUAUAUAA